Messenger RNA from Trichoplax adhaerens, 1956 nucleotides. RefSeq lists its product as uncharacterized. The transcript is spliced from 9 exons. The coding region runs from base 1 to 1956 and encodes 651 amino acids. The record is from RefSeq and is a predicted model, not a curated record. Lineage: Eukaryota; Metazoa; Placozoa; Uniplacotomia; Trichoplacea; Trichoplacidae. Gene Ontology annotation, biological process: double-strand break repair. Gene Ontology annotation, molecular function: 3'-5' exonuclease activity; protein binding; DNA-(apurinic or apyrimidinic site) endonuclease activity. Gene Ontology annotation, cellular component: site of double-strand break; nucleus.
AUGUCUCUACAAUCAACAUCACUUGAUUACCCUGCUGUAGGUACGAGGAGGUGCAAGCAGGCAAAGCUGAGCCAGUGGCUUUGCAACGGAAGAGCAUUCCUUGACGGUCUUGGAUUAUUUUCUACCGAUUGCUGCUAUCGAUUCGGUUCAAUUGUUGUUGAAGAAGAGAUGAGUGCAUUUCUGAAAUCAAGAAGUAACGGCAAAAUCACUGAAAUUAAGCCUGGUACAGUCACAAUUGGUCGAGGCCCAUUCUUGGAGGUAACUGAAAAAAGGGUAUCUCGUAAGCAUGCAGAGCUGAAAUAUUUGGACGAAAAACUCAUCUUAAUUCCCACUCACGCAAAUCCUUGCUUUUAUCGAGCUGCUGGUCAGGAUAAAUUUGAUGUGCUGCCACGAAAUGUUGAAAAAGAAUUGCAAAACGGAGAUGAAGUUUCGCUAUUACCAAGUGAUUUAUAUUAUCAGGUGGUUAUAAAUUCCAGCCAGAAAAAGGAUAAAAAUCUUCAAGGCAAUGAAGGAGAAGGUCGUAGUAUUGACCGAAAGCAAAGCGUCAAGUCGAAAGUCCACGAUAGUUCGCAUCCAGCAUGGGCGCUUAGCGACAUCAAAGAUACUUUUUCCGUUGAUGAACCGACCUCAUCCUGUACUAGUAAACAGUCAAUAGCAAAUGAGCCUAGCUCAACCGCAGACACCAGCAAUAGCAAUAAACAACAUACAGAGCGUGAUAGCCCUUGUAGUAACGUCGAAGACGAACCAUUUUCUACUGAAUAUGUACCAUUGUCAAAGAAGCGUAAAUUACCGUCAUGGCUGGCUGAUUUGGCACCAGCUGGCUCUAACCUGAGCAACGUUGCUACCAGCAGCAAGCAGCAACCUACGAAAAAACCAAAAGCUAGUAACAAGGCUACUACUAAACCGGCGGUUACUAAGACAAAAGUUACAGAUAACGACAACACUAGUAGCACCAAUGUUAGCAAUAAGGCUGAGGUCAAAAAACAAACUACUGUAAGGUCGACUAUUGAAAAUGACAUUAAUUUGGAUAAUGGAAUUUCCACCUCGGUAUCAAAAAAUAGUAAUAAGGACAUGCAAUCAACGAAAGCAGAGACCCACGUUACUAGAAACAAGGCUAAUUUUAGUGAUGACGACGAAGAUGAAACGCCAAUACCGAAAUCUAGAAAAGCUUUGACCAGAAGAGAUACCGUGAGUGACGAGGAUGGCGACUGGAAUGACAAUCGAAAAAUAUCAAAGACUAAAAAUGUCUUUGUUAGCGAUGAAUCAGAUGAUAUGCAGGAGAGACGAGAUGCAGCUGUUGUAAAAAAAUCUGUAGAAGAAGAAAAAAAAGGACAGACUACUUCUCAUCAACCCAAGGCAAGAACGACUAGUCAGGAUUCGCAACAGCGCUCAUCUAUUACCACUGAAAGUGAAGAAAGUCAAAAGUCAAAUAAACUUACGAAGCACAAAUCAAUUAAAAAAUGCCCUUAUGGAGCGAAAUGCUAUAGGAAAAACCCACAGCAUUUGAUUGAGUACUCUCAUCCUUCAGCUGAUGGUUCACCGAAUGUAUCUGAUGAAAGUGAUGAUGACGAUUUACCAGUAUGCCCUUUUGGAGCUAGCUGUUACAGGAAGAAUCUGCAACAUUUUAAAGAGUAUUCCCAUCUGAAGAAACAGACAGCUGCAACUACAACUGCAACUACAAGAAAACAAACGGGAUCUAGAGCAUCAGUUCGGAUUAAAGCGCAACCCAAAAAUGCCAAAAAUCGCAAGAGUGCGCUAGACGGUGAUAGUGAUGAUGAUGGCGGAAUAAACAGUUACGAUUAUAAUGACAGCUUCAUUGAUGACGAUGACAUAGACGAAGAAUCAUCAUCUUACGGAGAGAACACUACCGAUGAUCCAGAUUUUAACGUAUCUGAUACAGAUGAAGAAAUAGGCGUACUUCUUGAUGAAGCAAAAGACUUUGUGGGACAAAGAUAA